CAAAGCAGGGAGAUGAGUCGCUACGCCAUAUUCGCCGUUCUCUCCAUUUUCACUGUUGUGACGUUGCAAACUACAGAUUUCCAAGACAACCUAAUAAAUGGCUACCGUGCCCUCAUUGCGGACAUCCAAGUGCGGACCCAAAAGUCUAGGGAAGACAUGGACACGCUGGUCUCGCAGAUCAAGCUGCUUAUGAAGAACGAAGCUGACAAAGCUAUCAACUACAUGACAGUGUAUUUGGAGCAGAUAUCUUUAUAUUUCCAGGUAAUAAUCCACGACAGAAAGCCACGCAACGGCACAUACUGCAAAGAGAGCAUAGUGAAGUUACUUGGCGAAAACCUGCAGCUGGCAGACGAGAAUGUGACCCUAUGCCUCGCCUUGGGGUACCAGAGAGUACAGAGAUUACCAGAGAAACUCCAAGUCCACUUCGAGACGUUGGAAAAUUUGAAGAAGUACUCGGCUUCGAAGCUGUUCGAAUGCCAGAAGCAACAGCAGGUGGGCGGAAACUGCUCCCACGAAAGCCAGGACUUGGAAAGGACUGUCUUCCUGUACGAAACUUCGCCAUUCCCAGUGGUGAUGGCAGAAAUAGCCAUCCAUGGAUUCAAAGAGGUGUCAGACCUCAGUGUGUGCCUCAAAGACAUCAUCUCCAGGAUGAUGACGCACUCAGUCAAGGUCAUAGGAGACUUCAACAGAUGCAUUCAUAACAUAGAAAUGCCUAAGCUUAAGUAUCUUCUCAAGUUCAUGAAAAAGUAUGCCUGAUUUGUAAUGUUUUAAGUUUCGAUGGAAAAUCUACAGUACUAAAUAAUUUUACAAUCUAACUAAAUUUCCCUUGUGUAAAAUAAAUCGAAAAUAUAAGUUGUAGGAAAGUUAUCUUUCAAACUAAGUGUAACAGGCGUCUCGCGUGAAUUAAAAUAACUCUAAUUGCGACUUGAGUUUAAAAUAAGUGUAAAUAAAACAAAAUUAAUUAAUAUCUUAAGUUGUGAAUGACAAGAGAACCGCUUGAGGAUACUUAAC
Molecule: messenger RNA, 1011 nt
Organism: Ostrinia furnacalis (Asian corn borer)
Lineage: Eukaryota; Metazoa; Arthropoda; Insecta; Lepidoptera; Crambidae
Exons: 5
Coding region: 13-756 (247 amino acids)
Source: RefSeq, a predicted model, not a curated record